AUCCACUCCGGACUCACGCACACACACACACACACACACGCAGCGUGUCCUCGUGUUUUCGUCUUCCGUGGGUUUUUCUCUCCCGCGUCUUAAAGUGAAACAAGAAACAUAAAGAAGAAGAAAAACGCGCGUGUUUCGUGCGCACAGAUCGCGGUUGUUCCACGCGCAGCCUCUGGUCUCGUGCUUCUGUCCACAGAUGGAUUAAACUGGUGAUCACAGCAGCCAGCAGGGACUUAAGGAACCCUCAAACCUCCCCACGAUGGGGAAUGGACUGUCGGAACAACCCAGCUUCCUCUCGAGCUUCCCGAACUUCCAGCCGCUCCACAUCGCCAUCCUGGGUCUGGACUCUGCGGGGAAGACCACCGUCCUGUACAGACUGCAGUUCAAUGAGUUUGUGAACACAGUUCCCACCAAAGGCUUCAACGCAGAGAAGGUCAAAGUAUCUCUGGGCGGCCACGGGACCGUGACCUUCCACUUCUGGGAUGUAGGCGGUCAGGAGAAGCUCCGCCCCCUGUGGAAGUCCUUCACGCGAUGCCGGGACGGCAUCAUAUUUGUAGUCGACUCUGUGGACGCGGAGCGCCUGGAGGAGGCCAAGACGGAGCUGCACAAAAUCGCCAAAACCGCCGAUAACCAGGGCGUGCCCCUGCUGGUGGUGGCCAACAAGCAGGACCUGAGGAACUCGCUGGGAUUGGCCGAGCUGGAGAAGCUGCUGGCGCUGAAGGAGCUGGGGCCCUCGGCUCCGUGGCACCUGCAGCCGGCGUGCGCCAUCAUCGGAGACGGUCUCAGGGAAGGCGUGGAGAAACUGUACGAGAUGAUCCUGAAGCAGCGGAAGACGCUUCGGCAGCAGAAGAGGAAGAGAUAAAUGUCCAGACUGGACUCGUCUGCAAGACUUUUCAUGUGAAGGAUUUCUGUCUUCUGUGUGGACGCUGUGGUCUGAGUUUUAUCAGUCCAGAACCGAGCUUUAGGAUCCUCCGCUCUUUGGUCUCGUGAUGAUGACGAUGAUGUCGAUGGGGAAGUGACACGUGAAAGGAAUAACGGUAUGAAGACGAGAGAGUUUUAGACAUGUGUCGAUGUUAGGGCCGUCACUUUUUUCCCCGCUAAAUAAUUGCUUUUGUAAUGGAGCUAAGGUCAAGCUGCGCUCACAGGGCCCUCUGCUGGACUAAGCAAGUACAAUGACUUCAGUCUGAAGCACUUUUUGACACCGUAUUUUGACAGGAGUUUAAGGUUCAAAUUUGAACUUUCCCGUCUCAAUUUUAAAACAGAUCUGCAAAUUAAAAAGUGACGGCCCCCUGAUGGAUGUUCUUUUACAGAGUGUUUGACGUGGAUUUUAGUUUCUCAGAGGGUUCAGGGUCUGGAGAGGUGAUAGAAGGUUGUUGCUGUACGAUUGUCACGAGAUCCGAAAAGAAUUACCAAAAAGAUUUAAAGGAAAGGCUCAAGACUCGUUCAAGGAUUCAUUAGGGGUUUUUGAACAGUUCUCAAACCUUGUUCAUUUUGUUGACACUGGACUUUCGUUGUGAAAGAAAAGUAUUAUCGUGCUUUAUUGCGAUGUUCUCCACUUGCUUGCUGUCUUUUUUUACUACUGUGUAUCUCUCCACUUCUUUUGGAAGCACUUUAGAGGAAAAAAAUCACUUCGUAUGAAGUUUAUAGAGUUUUUAAAUAGAGAAUAUUGUGUUGUAAAAAAGAAAAGAAAAAACCUUUUACUGCUGUACAGCACAUGUUUUUAUUAUGCAUCGAGUUUUGAUCAAUAAAGAAAAAUAUAGAGA
Solea senegalensis (Senegalese sole) is the source of this 1763-nucleotide messenger RNA. RefSeq names its product ADP-ribosylation factor-like 4aa (gene arl4aa). Lineage: Eukaryota; Metazoa; Chordata; Actinopteri; Pleuronectiformes; Soleidae. The coding region runs from base 260 to 862 and encodes 200 amino acids. Gene Ontology annotation, biological process: vesicle-mediated transport; intracellular protein transport. The record is from RefSeq and is a predicted model, not a curated record. Gene Ontology annotation, cellular component: cytoplasm. The transcript is spliced from 2 exons. Gene Ontology annotation, molecular function: GTP binding; GTPase activity.